AGUUUAUAAUGAUACACCCUGUAUAUUAAUUUCUCUUUAUGAAAUAUUUCUCGGAACAUCGAAUAAAAACAAUGUCACUGAUUCCUAAAUGUCAAAGCCACAUAUCUGCGCCGUACAACAUGAGACUUCUAAGACGUUCUUACCGUACAGCGAAGACACCAGAAAUGUAUUCAAGAAAUUUCUCAGAAAUCUGCGUCAUUGGAGUCUGGUUUGGAAGGGCCAUCCUCAAUUUUCCCAUUUCUAUAGAAGUACUACUGCUUAUCUGGCAGAAAGGAAGUUGCAUUCUUCUAGCAGAUACUCUUAUAUAAUCCACCCAAUAAGUAAAUUAUGUUUCAGCAUGGAAUUAGUCCUGAUGAUAUCUUAUCCUUUUGCAUUCAUUUAUUAUCCAUUAGCUUCUUCUUUUUAUAAAUUGAAACACCUUUACCACAAAGGGUACACUCGCACAGAGACAACAUUUGAGUUCAUUUUUAUGCUGGAGGUUAUAAUGAGGUUCUUUAUUGGUAGAAAAAAAUCCAGACUGAAGAAAGUUAUAAUCAAUCAGAAGAAAAUUAUACUAAACUAUUUUCUCAGUAUCUAUUUCUUUAUUGAUAUUUGUGGUGCCUUGCCAAUCACAUAUGUUCUACCGAUUAUAGAAGACAGAACAAUUCUUAUAUGUUUGGCAUCAUUGAGAACUAUGAAAAUUUUGAGACUUGGAUCAUUCGUAUCAUAUUUACAUAAUUCAUUGAAGGUACUACACAUGUCAGCCUAUCAGGGAGUGAUCAAAUUCAUAGCGAUUACAGGAUUCUCAAUCCACUGGUGCAAUUGUAUCUAUUAUGCAGUAAAACGAGUUCGUUACAUAUUCUUUGAACCUACUGCAGGAUACUCGGCGAUAUUCAAAAAUGUAACAAAUUCUCCCUAUGCUGAUACGGCUUUCAAAACUAUGGGGGUAUUAUUAGGCACAAGACGUGAAAUGGGUUCAAAAAGAAAAAUAGAACAUAAAAUAUUAAUGGGCCUUUACUUGUUCCUUGGAAGGAUUAUAAUCAUGAUUCUAGGUGUCAUAAUGAUUAAUCAGGUACUACAAGCAGCAGAGCUGGAUAUAAAGUACCGUGAAGUUUUGGGUCAAUUGAAUGAAUUCAUGUCACGUAAGAAGCUACCACUAGCUACAAGAAACAGAUUAAUCUCUUUCUAUGAAUACAAAUUUCAAGGUAAAUUCGUGAGGGAGAAGAAAAUAGAAAAUUUACUAUCAGAUCGGCUCAAGAAAGAAACUAACUUCCAUUCAAGUAACCAACUAAUCAAGCAAGUGAAAAUUUUCGAAGAUGUUCCUACGAAAAUCCUAGGAGAAGUACUGAGCCACCUAAAAAUUGAAGUGUUUUUACCGAAUGAUAUCAUCAUAAGCGCUGGUUCUCCUGCUGAAUGUAUGUAUUUCAUAGCGAGUGGAACAGUGGCAGUAACUACAGCUUCCGGCAGAGAGGUUUGCCACUUGGAAGAUGGUGGUUACUUCGGGGAGGCAUGUUUGGUACUGAACCGUAAAAAGUCGAUGUCUAACAUAAUAGCAUUAGAAAUAUGUGAAACAUAUCGUUUGGACUCAAAAUCAUUCAAGAAUUGUUUCAAGAGCAAUCCCGGAAUAUUCCAGAAAUUGAAAGCAGAAGCAGAAAGAAGAGAACUUGAGACUCAGAGAAUGGAAGAGGAAUUUCAAGAGAAACUUUUUCUCAAGACGUACCUUGGUGAUAUACGAAGAGAUACCUACGAUUCUAUUCAGUCUGGCCCACGAAGAGAUUCAGCACAAAAAUUCAUUUAAUUUCGACAAUUUUAUUGAAUAUAAAUAGCUGUAUGCAUAAUUGUUAUACUUGUGAAAAAGUUCAAGUGUUAGUUACAGUUAAGUAAUAAUGAAGGAUUGGGCGAAGAUCUAAUGUACUUAUCAUUAUCUAAUGGUAAAUACAGCUUCUCAAAUUUA
Molecule: messenger RNA, 1933 nt
Organism: Harmonia axyridis
Lineage: Eukaryota; Metazoa; Arthropoda; Insecta; Coleoptera; Coccinellidae
Product: potassium/sodium hyperpolarization-activated cyclic nucleotide-gated channel 1-like
Exons: 8
Coding region: 89-1777 (562 amino acids)
Source: RefSeq, a predicted model, not a curated record